Messenger RNA from Anoplopoma fimbria (sablefish), 792 nucleotides. RefSeq lists its product as uncharacterized. The transcript is spliced from 5 exons. The coding region runs from base 1 to 792 and encodes 263 amino acids. The record is from RefSeq and is a predicted model, not a curated record. Lineage: Eukaryota; Metazoa; Chordata; Actinopteri; Perciformes; Anoplopomatidae.
AUGGUAGAAAAUGCCUUGCUAAGGAAACCUGGAGGUGAGGAUGUCCUGGAAGAGUACAAGUCAGAAAAUACGUUGACGCACAGCACCCGGAGACACCUUGUUAACAUUCUGACUAGCCAUAUGACUGAAAUGCAUGGGAGGAUUGUUCCACGUCAGCAAAAAGAGAAGUAUGCCCUGGGAAUCAUUACACUCUUUCCCUCGCUGAAGGAUCCUUUUUCUCCAAAGGGAUAUCUGAAUCAAGACUUCCUGCUGCUGUUUGGUGGUGAAACAGCAUCCAAGAUGCUUGAAAAGUGGGACACGGCAUUCAAGUACAAGGUUAUCAAAGAGGCCAAACAACUGACUCAGUCAAAAGAGCUGUGCCGACUUCUGAAUGCUGCUGAGAAACCUACGGAGAAUGAUGACACUAGUAAGUCUGGACGGAAGAGGAGCAAAAUCAGUGCCAGUGAUGCAGUGGAAAAAAUGGUUCACUUUCACAAGUCGUGCUGCAGCAUUGAUGAACACCUGCGUGGGAGAAAGGGUCAACAACCGUACAUCCUUGCUGCUGGUCGCACCCAGAACAAGAUUGACAACUUCUAUAUUGUCGUUGACAAACAGCUCAUCCCCUGCCAAGCCACCAGCUCCUUAGGUGCUUUUGAUGAACUGUUCAAAUCACACUACGUGUUCAACCUGUCAUACGAGGAGUCCCUGGUCCAGCUCUACACAUUUGUGCAGACAACAGUCUACAACAUCGAUGUCACAACAACAGAUGAGUCUCCAAGAAUCCGUGAGUUGCGGGCAAAACUCCUGAACUAG